This is a messenger RNA of Cinara cedri, 346 nucleotides long. Lineage: Eukaryota; Metazoa; Arthropoda; Insecta; Hemiptera; Aphididae. The record is from the annotation of a GenBank genome assembly.
GAAAAUACGUAAGAAACGUAUUAUAGUUACCAAAGAAACUACCAAAGAAGAAGAUAAAAAAAAUAAUAAACUACACAAGAAAAAUAAGCAAAAAGAGCGCAAGCAAACACUAGAACAAGAGAAUAUAACACAGGACGACAUAAAACAAAUUUAUAAAGAAGAUUUAGAAAUAGUAGAUAUUAUAAAACCAUUAGGUAAAUGGACAAAAAUGGUUAUGCAGAAUGGAGGUCUUGUGUUACGUUUUGCACAGUUAAUAAAAAGUGAGGGUAGUAAUAAGGGAUUUUGGCAGUUAUUUGUUAAAGCACAAUCUUCAACCAAAAGAAAAAACAAGGAUAAAGGUAGAUAA